AUGGACCCCACUCAGAAGCUGUUGCUCGAUGAGAUGGAUCGCCGUUUCGGCACAUGCUUCGACAGCAUCGACCGCCGCUUCGACGACCUGGAGAAGAAGUUCGACGGUACCGCGAGUUCUUCAUCGACUCGCCUCGACGCGCUGGAGAACGCAACGAAGGUGUUCGACGAAUGGCGCCCGGGAGUUGACGGCCUCAUCGACGAUUUGUGGGUCGAGGUGAACCGCCUGACGUCCCUCAAGCUGGAGGUCGGGAAGAUCUCCAAGUUCAUGGAGAGAUCCAUGGUGGAUGGCCCGAGCACUACUCCUGGUCUUCAUGGAUCCAUGCCGUCCGUGCUCGUCGCCAAGUCCUCGUCCGCCCCUGCCUCGCCGAGUGCGGCCGUCUUCGCCAACAACCCCAUGCGUUCGCCUGCGCUCAAGUCUUCACCGCCGUCCCCGACGUUCCGCAUGGCUCCUCCAUCACCGAACUACAAGCCGGAGCUGCCGACUCUGCCGAACACUCUUGUUCCGCAUGGUGGCUUCGAGGCUGCCCCGCGCCCAUCCGCGGGAUAUGCAGCCAACCCGCCCAACGGGCACCGCGUCAACCAGGCUGGCUUCGGAGUGGUCACCACUCUAUUGCCACCACAUGCCAAGGGGGAACAUCCGAAGCUGUGGAUUAAGCAAGCCAUACACUAUUUCUGCCUAUACCGUGUUGAGUCUGUUGUCUGGGUGUCGGCUGCCACUAUGCAUUUUCAUGGCCCCGCCAAGCGUUGGCUCUCUUCAAUUGAAGAUGACCUUGAGUCCAUAGAGUGGGAUAUGUUUUGUGCUCAGUUGCUCUCUCGUUUUGGACGCGAUGAGCAUGAAUUGCUUUUGUGUCGUAUGUUCCGCAUUCGUCAGAAUGGUUCAGUCGCCGAUUAUAUUGAGCAGUUCGUCAGUUUGGUAGAUGAACUUAAAGCCUAUGCUAAACACCCAAACCCACUAUACUAUGUUCAACGAUUCAUUGAUGGACUACGUGAUGAUAUUAAAGCUAUUUUGCUUGUCCACAAGACGUCUACUCUCGAUGCUGCCUGCGUUUUGGCUGAAUUGCAGGAAGAGGCGCUGGGUGUCUCCAAGAGGGUAUUCAGGCAUUCUGAUGCGGUGCCUACCCAGAAGCCGGCGUGGCAUGGUGGAGUACCACUACCUAUUCCACCACCCCGUACUGAUGCUGUGGAUGGAAAACGCGCUGGGCCCGUUUCCUCUUCCACUACUGAUGAGAAGUUUUAG
Messenger RNA from Miscanthus lutarioriparius, 1239 nucleotides. The record is from the annotation of a GenBank genome assembly. Lineage: Eukaryota; Viridiplantae; Streptophyta; Magnoliopsida; Poales; Poaceae.